AUGAAGAGAACGAGUCCCACCCUGGCGCUCCUAUUCCUGCUCCUCGCGGUCCAGGCCCUCGCGAUCCAGGCCCGCGAGAUCCAGGCUCAGCGAUCGGGGACGAACGCGACCCGCACGGAGGAGAAAGGAACGGCGGAGGCCUCCCGCUGCAACCUGUUCGGGAGGCAGUGCCUCGUCCCGAACGCGGCCGGGAUGUCGACGGCCCUCGCCGGCUGCACGAGCGACUCCGACUUCACCUGCUGUCUCUGUCUCGCGAAGAUGGUGUUCCUCAUCGUGGUCGCCGCGGUGCCCAUCACGAUGGUCGCCGCGCUCCUGGCCACCGUUCGUGCCAUGAAGCAUGGACACCUGGUGCACCUCGCCUGGAUCCUCGGACUCUUCUCUCCACUCGGGAUCGCCUUCGUCGAGGGAAAGGGCCUUUUCAGACCAAACCAAGGUCAAGGUCAAAGUCAAGGCCCGUUGAUCGGCCUCGGCCUGAUCGACCUCGCGACGUCCUACUUCUUCUGCGUCCCCUGCGCCAAGGACAACUACCUCGGCAUCCUCCUGAACGCCCUCGUCUGCAUCGACGAGCGGGACGUCACCUGCUGCCUCUGCUACGUCCAGGCCCUCAUCCCCAUGUAUCAGAGCCUUCUCGGCCAGAAUAACACGGCCAGGCUCGAUGGGAUCGCGCGGCGAGUGUUCAGGCGGGCAGAGUUGGAGGCUCCGCGCGCUUCGGCUUCCCCGAGUGUUUCGUGAUUCAUCAUUGCUUGGCUUCGGUCGUCGUGACGUCUGGAUGUGUAACGCAGGGAUUUAAUUUUGCUGGGUUUUGGAGGUUCGCGUUUUCUCAGACUUCAAAAAUUUUUUAAAUAUUUUUUGAGUGAUUAAUGGGCAUUAUUGAAAUUUGCUGGAAGAUCCAUUUGGAACACUUUACGAAUGACAAGUUACCGGAAAAUUGUUCGCAGUCACUCGAUUCACCUUGUAUAAAAUAUCACCCGCUUUGUGUAUUUGCAAAGAAAGCCAAUUGCCCUUCAUAAGGCAUUUUUUUUUGUCCAUCGUGUGAAUAAAAACGCC
Molecule: messenger RNA, 1047 nt
Organism: Darwinula stevensoni
Lineage: Eukaryota; Metazoa; Arthropoda; Ostracoda; Podocopida; Darwinulidae
Source: the annotation of a GenBank genome assembly